AGGCCCAACUAUUAAAAAGCCCAAGUAGAUUACCUAAGUGCUCAAAGGCUUACCCAAGAAGUUUCUUCUGCUUCCAAUUCUGUAAAUAUCUCCUUUUCGCGCCUUCGAAAACACUUCAAAAACCUCCCAUUUCCCUCUCUCUCUCUCUCUCUCUCUCUCUCUCACACACACACACACACACACACUGAUUCACGGGGUAGCGCCAUAGAUGGAGCAGCAGAAAAGGCAAAAGUUGCAGCAAGAACAACAGGAGGAAGUGGAAGAAGUUCACCAUGGCCCUAUUCCAGUCGAGCAACUUCAGGCAUCUGGGAUUGCUGCCGUUGACAUUAAAAAGCUCAAAGACGCAGGCUUGUGCACUGUGGAAUCUGUAGCAUAUUCUCCAAGGAAGGAGCUUCUGCUAAUAAAAGGAAUCAGUGACGCAAAAGUUGAUAAAAUAAUCGAAGCAGCUUCUAAAUUAGUGCCUUUGGGUUUCACGAGUGCUGGUCAAUUCCAUGCUCAGAGAGUUGAUAUAAUUCAAAUAACUUCUGGCUCGAAGGAACUUGAUAAAAUUUUAGAAGGAGGAAUCGAAACUGGGUCGAUAACCGAACUAUAUGGGGAGUUCCGCUCUGGAAAGACUCAACUAUGCCAUACACUCUGUGUCACUUGUCAACUUCCGUUAGACCAAGGUGGCGGUGAGGGAAAAGCAAUGUACAUUGAUGCCGAGGGAACAUUCAGACCACAAAGAUUACUACAGAUAGCAGACAGGUUUGGGUUGAACGGUCCUGAUGUGUUGGAGAAUGUGGCCUAUGCUCGAGCAUACAACACCGACCAUCAAUCCAGGCUUCUUCUAGAAGCUGCAUCCAUGAUGGUCGAAACCAGGUUUGCUCUGAUGAUAGUAGAUAGUGCUACAGCUCUAUACAGGACAGAUUUUUCGGGCAGAGGGGAAUUAUCGGCAAGGCAAAUGCAUCUCGCCAAGUUCUUGAGGAGCCUUCAGAAAUUAGCAGACGAGUUUGGGGUGGCUGUUGUAAUAACGAACCAAGUGGUUGCUCAAGUGGAUGGAUCCGCCAUGUUCGCUGGGCCUCAGUUCAAACCCAUUGGUGGAAAUAUUAUGGCGCAUGCUACUACUACUAGGCUGGCUAUGCGUAAAGGAAGAGGAGAGGAGCGAAUAUGCAAAGUAGUGAGUUCGCCGUGUUUGGCUGAAGCUGAAGCUAGAUUUCAAAUUUCUGUAGAAGGUGUAAUUGAUGUUAAAGAUUGACUACUAUCAAUCUAUUUUACCCUCCUUGUAAUUUUCACUAUUCUUUUUUUUUUUGGACAUUUACUCAUAAAACGUGUUUCUUUUUUCUUUUUUCUUAAUUUUUUUUUGUGGGGGAAAAACAGUAGAAAUCGUGUAAGAAUUUCAGCAACUUAAAAAA
Erythranthe guttata (spotted monkey flower) is the source of this 1391-nucleotide messenger RNA. It is a transcript of the gene RAD51, whose product is annotated as RAS associated with diabetes protein 51. Gene Ontology annotation, biological process: reciprocal meiotic recombination; chromosome organization involved in meiotic cell cycle; mitotic recombination-dependent replication fork processing. NCBI's taxonomy places the organism in Eukaryota, Viridiplantae, Streptophyta, Magnoliopsida, Lamiales, Phrymaceae. Gene Ontology annotation, molecular function: double-stranded DNA binding; DNA strand exchange activity; single-stranded DNA binding. Gene Ontology annotation, cellular component: condensed nuclear chromosome. The record is from RefSeq and is a predicted model, not a curated record.